AUGAGAGGUUUUCUUUCUUCUCUCUGCCCUGGGCGGGGCAUUGAAUGCGCAGAUCUACACGUCCUUGGCGCUGGCAGCGAAGAACAGGAGGCACUGGCUAUGGAUCUCGAGCAAAUCACUGCUGCUGGAUCGAGAAAAAGCUGCAAGGUACUACUGCUUGGCUGUGAUUCGUGCUAGCCGCUGCGCCGGUCACGCGUUCCAGCGUUCCAAUCCAUGGCCGCCGUUCCCGUCGUCGUCAUCUAGAGGCGAGAUUCGUGCGAGAUUGGUGAUUUUGGGGUUUCUGGGGCCGCGAAUCCUCUCAGCCAUGCCGGAUUGGCACGAGAAUUUCGAGAACAAGCACUGCCGGAUGCUCUCGGCGCCGCUCAUGAUCUUCCUCGUCGAUCCCUUCGACAGCUUGCCGGAUUCUCUGCUGCUGCUCAUCUUCAACAAGGUAUCGGACGUGAAAUCGCUGGGGCGGUGCUGCGCGGUCUCUAAGAGGUUCUAUUCUCUCGCUAGAACGGUGGAUAAUGUGGUGGUAAAGGUGGACUGUGUGAUCUCCGGGGACGAGGCUGGCCAUCUAAGCGCUCGAGGCAAAGGCUUCUUUGGUCACUUGCUAAAAUUCUUUGGGAGUAUGGUCCGGCCACUCCAAGCUCUUCAACACUUGCUAGUCCCAAAGAGAGCUUUGGUUGCUUCCACCUCCGCCGCAACCACUGCCGCCGCCGACGUCUCACACCACUCUCCCGGGGAAGUCCUCAAGAACUUUAGAGACUUGGAGCACUUGAGAAUCGAGCUCCCGGGUGGUGAGCUCGAGAUCGAGGAUGGUUUUCUGCUCAAGUGGAAGGCCAGGUAUGGGAGCACUCUCGAGAGCUGCGUCAUCCUGGGUGCCUCGGCGCUGAUCAACAGCGGCGAUCAAAGUAGUAGCAGGAAGAACUCGACCAGGACGUCGUCCUCCUGGCUAAGUAGUGCUGCUCAAAGGAGAAGCUCCGACACGCAGAGCUCGUCGCCACCACCACCACCACCAGCAGCGGCGGAAGACGAUGGAAACCUUCCAGACGCCGACGGUGGCUUCAAGCUCCGGGUGGUGUGGACGAUAAGCUCGCUCAUCGCUGCGUCGGGGCGACACUAUCUCCUCCAAAACAUCAUCGCCGAGCACCCGAGCUUGCAAAGCUUGGUUCUCACGGACGCCGAUGGCCAGGGCAUGCUUUGCAUGGACAAGGAACAGCUCCAGCAAUCCCGGGACAAGCCGCUGCCGCCAUCUUCGGCCUCCUCCAACCGGACUCAAGUUCCAAGCCUCAACGUCAAGUUGUGGUACGCUCCACACAUCGAGCUUCCCGGUGGUGUUGCUCUCAAAGGAGCUACGUUGGUUUCGAUACGUCCCAGCGGCGAUGGUAGCGGCGGCGGUGGUGGCGGCGAUGGGGAUGGGAAUCAUAGAGUAGAGGUGGAAGCGUUUGAGCAGCCCUUUCAAACAGCCGCGGAAGAACUGGUCAAGCGCAGGACUUACUUGCUGGAGAUGAAAUCGUUUUGAGCGGAAGAAGAGUGCAAGUGGUGGUCUCUUAAUGAGAGCGAGCUAAAGGGGUCUCUCUCUCGCUCUACUCAUGGCUGGAUUUUAAUGCGUUGUUCGUUCGUUCGUUGGUUCGUUUCUUGUGUAUAACGGAUAUUUGCUUGCAACUCUUUCAUUCUGGCUCUUUUUCCAGUUACGUGGCAGGGCAAGUUAGAGAGAGCUUUCUUUCCUUUUCCCAGCGCCAGUCAAGCUCUGUCAACGUCUGUCAAUUUUGUGGUCAAUGUCCGUCUGUGGGACUGGGAAGGGACCACGGCUUGGCAUAUGAUGUUGAAACUAACUUAAUUUUUAAUAGAUAUUUGAUCUCUUUUAA
Messenger RNA from Selaginella moellendorffii, 1850 nucleotides. RefSeq names its product F-box protein At5g46170. NCBI's taxonomy places the organism in Eukaryota, Viridiplantae, Streptophyta, Lycopodiopsida, Selaginellales, Selaginellaceae. Gene Ontology annotation, molecular function: protein binding. The coding region runs from base 305 to 1504 and encodes 399 amino acids. The transcript has a single exon. The record is from RefSeq and is a predicted model, not a curated record.